This is a messenger RNA of Triplophysa rosa, 6190 nucleotides long. It is a transcript of the gene gpr185a, whose product is annotated as G protein-coupled receptor 185 a. The coding region runs from base 566 to 1645 and encodes 359 amino acids. NCBI's taxonomy places the organism in Eukaryota, Metazoa, Chordata, Actinopteri, Cypriniformes, Nemacheilidae. Gene Ontology annotation, molecular function: G protein-coupled receptor activity. Gene Ontology annotation, cellular component: membrane. The transcript has 2 exons. Gene Ontology annotation, biological process: G protein-coupled receptor signaling pathway. The record is from RefSeq and is a predicted model, not a curated record.
CAAAACCCAUUGACAUCCAUUCAAAAAACUAGCAUCUGGUCUCCUUUCCUGCGUUCCGCUGAAACCAAGGCCGUUACGAUUUUUUGGCUAUCUAGUGGCGGAUUCCCUACGCAACGCAAAAAGACGUGUCCUACAAUGUGGACAGCUUCUGUGGGUACUGUAUAUUAUAGGGUUCUUAGUUUUUAUUGCGUCGCGUCGCUCAUUCUAUUAUAUUAUUAUCAGUCUAUUUUGGGUGUUGUUCUGAAAGUAAAGGUUGUGUUAUAGGCUACUUGUUAAAUUUCAUUACCACGGGUUCUGAAUCACAGCUCAGACCAGGGGGUUGACGUCAGUUCUGCGAGUCACUCCAAUGACCAAUCAGUUGCAAACAAGCAGGCGCCGCUGUCUGCGAACUGCCAACGCGUUAUGAGCGGAAUGACAACCCAAGGCUGAACGCUCCCGCGGUAAGAAAUCGUGAUGCCAAUAAACGAGAGAACAAAGAUAAUAAGAGCAAACAAAUAACAGGAGCAAGCCAGCAUAUCCUGUCUUUGAGACGUCUCCAUCUUUAGUCCAGAAAGAUGCGACUCGCAUGGGAUGCUUUUUCUGUGCUUCAUGUAUUCUUCAUCUUCACUUGACGGAAGAGGGAUGGAGACGCUCGCUCUGUGUGAUUCACCCUCCUGCCGCAGCAAUGAGUAACCUGUUUCAGAACACCUCUUUUUUUAACAUGGAUGUGCUGGAGGCGAAGAAUGUGUCGUUUGUCCCGUCCUGGGAGCUAGAACCUGUGCCCAUCAUCGUCAACCCAUGGGACGUGCUGUUGUGUGUGACAGGCACGCUCAUGUCCUGUGAGAACGCAGUGGUGAUCGCUCUGAUUGUCUACACGCCCACCUUGAGAGCACCCAUGUUUGUCCUUAUCGGAAGUCUAGCGUUCGCAGACCUCCUGGCCGGCCUGGGCUUGAUACUCAAUUUCAUUGUCACCUACAUAAUUGAUUCAGGUUUUGUCUCUUUGCUGUCGGCGGGGCUUCUCAUUACAGCAUUCUCUGCCUCUGUGCUAAAUAUCCUUGCAAUCACAGUGGACCGAUACUUGUCCCUAUACAACGCAUUGACGUACCAUACCGAGCGCACAGUGGCUUUCACCUACAUCACUCUGAUACUCAUGUGGGUCAUCAGCACCACUCUCGGCUCGCUUCCGGUAUUAGGAUGGAAUUGCUUGGAGGACGAGACCACCUGCAGCAUCUGUCGACCCGUGAACAAGAAUAACGCCGCGGCACUCGCUGUGUCCUUCCUUCUGAUUUUCGCUCUCAUUCUGCAGCUGUACCUUCAAAUCUGUAAGAUUGCUUUUCGGCACGCCCAGCAGAUUGCAGUUCAGCGUCAGUUCAUGACUACCUCACACUCGUCUUCCACAACGAAAGGGGUCUCCACCCUCACCACAAUCCUGGGCUCCUUUGCACUCUGCUGGAUCCCACUCGCCAUGUACUCACUGGUGGCGGACAGUCGUUCCCCUGUGAUAUACACUUACAUCACGGCUCUUCCAGCCAUCUGCAACUCCAUCAUAAACCCAAUGAUAUAUGCCUUCAGGAACCCUGAUAUUCUGAGAUCUUUAAGGAUUGCUUGUUGUGGGUGCAUGCCUUACAGUUUAACCAUGCGACCCAGGACCCCCAGCGAUGUGUAGCACGUCUAAAUGGAAGCACAACUUUGGCAGUGACCUGUCUAUAAUGUUUAAAAGCACAUAUCAUGUAUAAUCCACAUAUUGUAAUCCAGUGGAGUGAGGGUGCACUUUUCAUAUGGGUUGUUUGGUAACACUUUACAUUAUACUGUAGUGUUCAUGUUAGACACAGGUUGCAACAGUUCAUUCUUGAUAAUUGUUCAUUCCUGUUAUGCUGUAACUUUAAAAAGGAAUAUGCUCUUAUUAUAAUUUUAAAAAAGUAUUUCCAAGAGAUAUGGAAAUAUGCUGUGGUCAAAUUUAGGCACUCAAACUUUAUUACGUAUUACUUGAUUAUUUCCACAAUGGCAGGAAAAUGAACAGGAAACCUAAAAGAUGGAAAUACGUAAGGGUGGUAAAUUGAGCUUGUGGUUAUACAACCUGUAUAUAACCUGUAUAUACAGGUACUGUAUAUACAGGUUGCCGGUUUGAUUCCCAGGGCCGGCGGGUAACGACUGGGUGCCCUUGAGCAAGGCACCUUACCCCUACUUGCUCCCCGGGCGAUGCAGUGAUAGCUGCCCACUGCUCCGGGUGUACGUGUGUUCACCACUUGCUGUGCGUGUGUUCACUACUCUCUGGAUGGGUUAAAAGCAGAGGUCACAUUUCGGAUAUGGGUCACCAUAUCUGACUAAUAGGUCACUUUCACUUAACUUUUCACUUUCAUACAGUAAUAAAAAAAUAUUAUUACAGUAAUAAUAGUAACAGCAAUAAUAAAAACAUUUGAGUUAACAUUGAGUUAAAACUUUUAUGACCAGUUUCACAGAUAAGGUUUAGGGCUAGUCCCAGACUAAAAUGAAUGUUUAAGCUGUUUUAACUAAAAAUAACAUGCCCUGAAAUAUCUUAAAACAUAUCAGUACCAUUGUUUUGUCUCAAGGUACACACCAGUAAUGUUAGUUUCUAAAGCAUUCAUAUAAAAGUGACUUAAAUAUCCUAAUUUAAGAUAAGCCUUGUCUGUAAAACCAGGCCUUAGUGACAAAAUCCUUACAAUGAAUAUUUAUUGGUAUUAGUUAUGAACAAAUGUAAUUCACAUGUUGACAAACUUAAAUCAACAGAGUAUAUUUAGCCAUAUAUGCUGGGAACAUAAAAAAGUACCACAUAACAGAAAUUAUCCAAUAAUCACAGUAAUAACAAUGUGAAGACCAAUAACACAAACCUUCAUAAAAUGUUUGUAUGCAGUUCAUUAGUAUUACUCAGUAUUUAUGUAAAUUCACAGUUAUGUGAACACUGCAAUGCCAAGAUUUCUGUGGUGUGGUUGCAUAGAUAGAUGUUCUCUGCAUUUAGAUGAUAAGUUAGUCUUGGAUUUAAAUCAAUAAUUGAUUAUGGAAUAACAUGGUAUUUUCCAAAUACACUUAAUAUAAUUGUAAUUGUGAUCAUCAACAGGGUAUAUGUAAUAACCCGUAUGUAGCAUAUACUGUAUAUUAUUUUAUUGCCUGUAAGCACUGUGGUGUACGUGCAUUAAUUUCUUCACCUUUACACUUGAGACACUUGAGAGAAUGUGUUAUUUUAGGUUUGGCAAUAAUGUUCAUAAUCUUAAAUAUUCAACAUUACGCAUUCCAAAACAAUGUUGUGUUUCAGAACCAUGGACAGCGCAUACCAACUGCAUGGUAUAUCUUUCAGAAUGUAAUGUUUGAACAUAAUAAGCAAAUCGUUUUUCUUAGAAAUACAGUACAGCCAACAACUGCCUUACAAAUACCCCUAUGGCGCAUUGAAGGAUACCAUUUAUCAUAGGGAUGCACCGAAUGUUCGGCCACCGAAAAUGUUCGGCCGAAUAUAGUAAAAAAUGCAAGUUCGGUGUUCGGCCGAAUAUGUGAACUGGCCGAAUAAAUUUUACCGAACAUGACUCGUGAUACGAUCAAGCAGCAACCAGCGCAGAGAGAGAGAGACACGCGUGCGCUUUAUUACUGCCGCAAACAUUUUGGCAGUGCGUGUGUGUGUGUGUGGAGCAUUUUAAAGUGUCAGAGAAAGACAGCACGGGACUUGCCGCACGGAAGUAAAUUUCCGAAUGAAAGCGUCUUUACCGGUCGGCAACUUUACUUCAGACGGAAGCGGGCUGUCUGACAGUAGCCCCGCCGCUUGCGACAUCCUUUGACAUCAUACAGUGGUCGCGUGCACACAGUUCCCUGUACUAAACAACUUGUCAAAGUAUGUUCUGUGCACCUUCUGAGAGAACAGUCAGCUUUUGUGGGCGGAGUUUGGAGGAGAGACGUGAGCUGAAAUGGUUGUCAGUCAGCAUCAGUCAGAAUUGCUUGCAUUGGAUGUUUUUAUUUCUCAAAUCAUUUUGCAAUGUAGCCUAUAAUAAUCCAACAGUUUUAGUUUAUUCCUAUUUUUAGUUUAUAGCCUAAUGUGGAAUGACACUUUUUAAUAAACUGUUUUGUUGUAGGGGUACAAAGUAACUUACAUUACAUUCUUUUAGCAGUCAGUUAUAGGCCUAAUUAAUAUAGGCUAUUCAUGGAAGGAGAGGGCUCAAUUUUUUGUUUGAAUUUACUUUUUUUUGUUCAAUUUUAUAUUAAGUUGUAUUGUAUUUUAUUGAAAAGCAAGACAAAUGAUAAAAAGCACAUUUUGACUAUUCAGUUUGUGCAAUAGUGAAAAAAAUGGCUUAAUAAAUGUUCAGUGUUUGGUAUUAUUUGGCCUUCGGCCAAGUGUUUCACAUCAUGUUCGGCUUCAGCCAAGAAUUUUCGUUUCGGUGCAUCCCUAAUUUAUCCUUGAUUGAUUGCAGGAACCCCACCAGUGGUGCAUUUUAGAAACCCAAACACAUGUCACUGACAACUAUAAAAUCAAUAAUGCAUCAUGUUCAGUUCAAGUUGUAUACAUUAUUUAUAGUGUACAGAGGCCUCUGUUUGGGAUCUUGAUGUUUUGCCUUUGAUCUCACAAGUGUGUUGUUUUACCACACAUUUAUAUACUUAACACAGAGAUAAGCAGUGAUAACCGUUUUAUGUAAAACAAUACAGACAACAUAUAGUUGGUCAUUUCAUUUAUGCUAACACUAGUUGAAUGAUGGACCUAAAGGUUGUCAAUGUUUGGUGGAGUACUCCAGUUUUCCAACUGACUUAAUUUGUUGAACACAUUUCAAACAGUGUUUCGUCAUUUUUCUUUUUGUAAGUGAUACAGAACUAGACAGAUAUUAUACAAUUGUUUUUAUAGUUAGAAAAGAAAACAUCUCUACAUUAUUCACUGCAGGGAUACAAAACCGUAUAAUCCUGGAGUCUAUGUGUGAUGUUAUCAGUGUGUCUCAAGACAAAAUUGUUGGUUUUGUAGAUGCAGCCAAAGAACCAAUUUUAAUAUGUUGUUUGGAGAAAUGAAUAAUUACAAUAUUAUAUCCAGCGUAAGAUAAUUUUUUGAAUGUACUGUCUGUUGCCUAGAUUUUUAUUAAAGCGGCUGUGAUUGUCUCAGACUGACCACCUUUGUAAAACAAUCACCCGGUCUAACAUUGAAUGGUAUACACAAUUAUUGUUUUCUGUGUAAUGUUGACAUAGAUCUAUAUUUUUAUACUGCCUUAGAAAGUUUUAUUCCAUUUAUGUUGUUGAGUAAUGUAUUUAAAGAAUAGACUUUCGAGAUGUCUUUUCUGAUGGUUCUAUAAAUAGCAUGCCACAGUGCCAACCAAUCUCUGGCUACCAUUUACACCAGCUAUGAAUGACUGUGUUCAGAAUGGUACUAACAUACUGUUUCCUGUGUAUUAUAUACUGUAUGCUAGAAAGUAUUGGAAACGCAUUAUGGAACGAUAAAUAGAGCACUACAUUUCUGUCACUUAACCUCAUCAGCCGUCGUGUGUUUUGGCAGUCUGAUCAAAUAAUGAGUAAAUUACUUUCAGUUUAUCGAACAUUUAAAGACAUUUAAGUUGAACACAAUGCAUUGUGGGAUACAGUUCACACUUCGUUGUGGUCUUGUGGGAUUUGCAUAGUAUAUAUACACAAUUCUGCAAAAUAGUACGCUUUUUCUUUCAUGUGUAUGAUGCUGUAAAUAUGGCUUAAACACAACAAUCAUUUUAUAUGCAUAAUGUGAUGUACAAAUCAUUUACUUUCAUGCUCAGCAGAUUUAAUAAGCUAUUCAUAACAGUGACUUUUACUGUUAAGUAUUAAAUAUGUGCUGUUACUUUACUAGAGGAUUGGACUAAUGAAUUUUGGCUGGAACAUGAAACAAAAUGUACACAUAAAUGCAAUAAGGAACACAACUCUAUAGAUCAAAUUCAGGGAUAGGCUUGUUGCCCCUGCAACCAUCCAUAACACACUUGCAACUAUAUAGCAACAAUUCAGAUCACCAUUGCCUUAGCUACUACCUGACAAUGCUUUAGCAACACCCUUGCAAACACCUAGAUAGAACACCCUAGCAGUAUGCUUAUUACCCAAACCUUAUUAACUGUAAAAAAACACACAGUCAACAACCCACACUGUCCACUCACCACUGCACUACACACUUAAAGGAAAUAUCAAUGCUCUAAAAAGGGACACUUUAAGACACUAGAGAGGAUCUUGUAAAUGCCCAUGUUACUCAUUGACAUUGGAAAAACAGGUAGUGUGC